Molecule: messenger RNA, 947 nt
Organism: Dermatophagoides farinae (American house dust mite)
Lineage: Eukaryota; Metazoa; Arthropoda; Arachnida; Sarcoptiformes; Pyroglyphidae
Source: RefSeq, a predicted model, not a curated record
AACAUGAAAUGGAAAAUUAUCAUCUUCUGAAUGAUGAUCAAUUAUCAUAUUGCUAAACAAAUAUGAAACAUCGAUUUUUUUUUGAAAAAAAAGGAAUUUCACCAUAAUCAAUCAAAAAUAUUAGAUAGAUAGAACCAAUGAAAUGAUUGAUUGAAUUUCCAAUGAAAACAUGCACCGACAAUUAAUCGUUCAAUCAUCAUCAUCAUAUAUAUACAAAAUGAAUGAAGCAAAGGAAUGUUUACUAUCAUUUUCAUUAUAAUUUGAUCAAAUGACCGAAAAAAAGGUCAACAUUCUGUUUAUGUAUAUGUGUAUAGUGUGGUGGUAGAUGUUUUGCCUACGGCAAGUAAAAAAAAGUUGUUUAUCACCAACAUUAACAAUAUUCGUUAAGAUAAUGGAUGCUUCUGACAAAACAACAAACAAUAAUGCUGAAGGGUAUAUAAAGGGCUGUUGAAAUAAUACUGUAACCGGAUUAUUCUUCAUCGACUUUUAUCGUUGAGAAAAAAAAUGGAACAUUCAACAUUUUACAAGAUCACCAUAUUCAUGAUGAUAAGCCUGUGGACAAUCGUUGAUUCAUGGCCCAUCGUACCAUAUAGAUAUGAGAAUAAAUAUCCAGAGAAAUCAUAUCCAGAGAAAUCAUAUCCAGAAAUGAUUUACAAUUCCUAUAAUGACCAUUACCAAAAUCAAUAUUAUCGGCCAAAUUCGAAUCAUCAUCAAACAUCAGAGGAAAUGAUGAAUAAACGAAAAUUUCGUGAACAAGAAUAUGAAAUACUUGAUCAAGCUGAUUAUGGCGAAAGUGAACUUAUUAAUCAUUCUAUUGAAAAAGAAAAUCUAAAAGAUUGGUUUGAACCAGAAGCUGAAUUGAUUGAUUCGAGUAAAGUUUCAAAAGAUUUAAGAAAUGUCAGAUUUCUGAGAUUAAUCAAUAAAGAUGAUUGAAUUUUUAAUGUUAA